Anisakis simplex (herring worm) is the source of this 2133-nucleotide messenger RNA. NCBI's taxonomy places the organism in Eukaryota, Metazoa, Nematoda, Chromadorea, Rhabditida, Anisakidae. The record is from the annotation of a GenBank genome assembly.
AUGCUGACAAGAUCUGCGGGUAAAGAUCACCAGCACAUGAUGCGUGUAGUGCACACAUUUAAUAAACAAAAAUUGGAAUCUGACUUUUCAUGCAUUGAUAGCGCAAGGGUAGGACGAUCGACUCCCGUCAAAAAGGUUGCCGUCGAGAAGUCGGGUUUCCCUGUCGAACUUGCAGCUUUUAAAUUUCAUGCGAAUAUUCUAUUGGGUGAGAAAGGCUUCUCACUGGAAUCUCGUACAACUCAGCUAAAAGUUGGAGCCAGUGAAAUUAUUGCUGAGGAAGACACUUCUGUUUCGCCAUCUGGAUACACAGAAAUAUUGACUGAAACGACGGAUUUGAAUUCAGAUAAAGUAAAAUUAGAUGCCGAAAGAGCAUUUUUGAAUCAAUACACUGUAGAUGAUUGUCAGGACACAAUUCUCAGCUAUGCUUAUUCAACAAGAGGUUCGCUUCCAUCGCAAACUGGUGCUAAUCUUCGGAAACCUGCCCUUUCAUCAUCUUCACGUGCUAUGGAAGCAGCUUUCGCAGAAACGUUAUCCAACUACAUAGAAACUAAGAAUUACAACGAUUUAUUGAAUGGGUUCAUGGAUGCAGCUCAACUCUGUGAUAUUCGAGAACAUUGUGCUAAGUCGAUAUGGGAGCAAGGAGUAGCAGUAUUGAAAACAACAUAUUCACAGUCGGAUCCUAGCCCAGAUGUGGCAAGCUGUGAUACGAUGGAACUUGUGGGUGCUUUUUUAAAAGUGAAGAAUCAACGUAUUGUUCGACGACAAUAUCAGGAUGGUAUAUACGGCCCAAAUGGGCAACCGGUAUGGGAACUGCUUUAUUAUUGUUUUCGAGCUGGAGAUUACGGAUCGGUUGCGGAGAUCGCGAAAACGCAUCUUCAGAAGAGUGUUGCACUUGUAGCUGCGUUAUCGUCAAUUGUAAAAAGCAAUCAAUUGUCAAUCGAAGAUCGAGAUAAAGUUAGCAGUGAAUGGCGUUUGGAAGCCGAAUCAACUGUAGACAUCUAUAAGAAAGGUAUCUAUUUGGCAUUACUAGGUUGCGCUGGAAAUGUGGUAGUAGCAGAGCUGUGUGACAGCAUUGAGAAAAUUUUCAAGUUUUUUGUAGGAGUGGAAUAUUUUGCGUUAAAUGGCGCUGAUCAAGCGCUAUUCUUCGAGGCGCUUUGGUUGAGUGGUCAAUUUGAGCGUGCUAUUGAUGCACUGUAUAGGUCUGGUAGAUUAGUGCAUGCGGUACAUUUGGGGAUAUUAGCAUAUGUGAACAAUCUUUUGGUAACGUCAGCUAGUGAGGCUGGAAAAUUGCGUAACUUUUUAUUCAUAUUUGUUGUUAUUAUUAUCUAUAUUUCGUUUGAGUGUACCAACGCGGAACGUGCACUCGAUUAUUAUUUCAUGUUACGACGUUUCGAAACGCCGACAGGCAGUAAUAUGUUUAGUGCAUGUGUGUCACGAGCCGUCUUUCUGAGCGGUGAGAGUGAGGAAAUUUUGGGGAAGAUUGAUACUAGAAAUGCUGUAAGAGGGCAAGGCUUCAUCGACAAAUAUUCAAACGAAAUUAAUAUUAAUGAUAUCAUCAAGAAAGUAGCCAGUGAUUCAGAAUUGUCGAAUGAGAGCGAAAGAGCCGUACAGCUGUAUUCUGUCGUUGAGUGCUAUGAUGAUGCAGUACGUGCAAUGUGCAGCUUUGUGAUCACAACGCCUUUCGACGAAUACAUCAAUACAAAUCAAAAGUCACGUCAACUAGCCAUAUGGCUAAUUGAUUUGUGUAAGCGCAGAAUCAGCGAAAACGUAUCUUUCCCAAACUCAUUCUCAAUACUUUGCUUACUCGUUGAUCUAUCUGCAUUCUUCAUGUGUUUCCAUCAGAAAAGGUACUCACUUUGUAUGGAAAUAAUCAAGAAACUGAAAUGUAUACCGUUGAAAUCGGCAGAGGUGAAUGGAUUUGUAUCUAUGUUCCAUGUGAUUCCAGUUCAGAUACGUUCGUUAUUAGGAGAGUUGUGCGUGAAAGUAAUGUAUGUUGUUGUUAACGGUUCAGCGAGCAAAGAGGAGAUGCGAUCAACAGCCAAUGCUAUUAUUGAAUAUACAGCUCGAAUACCACUGGAAUUGUCGACUGAAGUAAAUGCGAGAAUACUGGAAUUGAACUCGAUGAUACAAUGA